This is a messenger RNA of Symbiodinium sp. CCMP2456, 482 nucleotides long. NCBI's taxonomy places the organism in Eukaryota, Dinophyceae, Suessiales, Symbiodiniaceae. The record is from the annotation of a GenBank genome assembly.
GGGACGCCGACGGGCCGGAGAAGACGAAGAAGAAGUCCAAGGAGAAGAGCAAGAAACACAAGAAGCGCUCGCACUCUUCCUCGUCGAGCGAGAACUCCGAGGAGAGUGCCGAGGAGGGGAUGCUGGAGCUGCAGUCGAUAUAUGGGCUGCCCAACAAGGAGUACCAGCGGAAUCCGAGGCAGGCUCGUGCAGAGGAUCUUACGGCGAAGCAGAUUGCGGUGGCGAUCACCAAUAUCACUUCUGUUGUGACCUCGAAUGACAUCAUGGACAUGGGCGGCGACGCCGAAUCCUUGCUCAUGCAGAACAGCAAUCGGUUCAAGAAGUUGAAGAACAAGGAGGGCGAACCCGAGGCAAUCAACCAGGCAAGAGCAGCCAGCAUGAGAUGGAAGAAGCGGCUCGGGAAGACCAAGAUGUCCAAGGAAGAGCUGAACCAGAAGAUCGAAACCGAGAUGACGCAGCUCAAGCAGGAGACCCGCUCGUAA